Messenger RNA from Aspergillus puulaauensis, 1044 nucleotides. RefSeq names its product MDR family NADP-dependent oxidoreductase. The coding region runs from base 1 to 1044 and encodes 347 amino acids. Gene Ontology annotation, molecular function: oxidoreductase activity, acting on the CH-CH group of donors, NAD or NADP as acceptor. The transcript has 5 exons. Lineage: Eukaryota; Fungi; Ascomycota; Eurotiomycetes; Eurotiales; Aspergillaceae. The record is from RefSeq and is a predicted model, not a curated record.
AUGCCUUCCACACGCCAAUGGAUCCUCAACUCCAAGCCGACAGGCACCCCCACCACAACAGGCGACUCGCCCACCUUCAAACUCGCGACCAUCGACCUCCCCGCCCCAACCGCCUCCCAAGCCGUGCUCAAGUCCCUCAUGUUCUCCAACGACCCCGCCCAACGCACCUGGAUCAACCCCUCUGCCGACCCCGAACGCCUCUACAUGCCGCCUAUCCCAGUCGGCGCGCCCAUGUCCUCCUUCGCGCUGACCGAGGUCGUCGAGUCCGGCUCCCCCAGUGAGCUCCCCGUGGGGAGCCUCGUCGUCACCGGCCAGGGGUGGACCGAGUACGCCGUGCAUGAGAUCAAGGGUCUGCAGGUUGUGCAGCCGAUUCCCGGGCUGGACCGCGGCCAUUUCCUUGGCGCGCUGGGCUUUACGGGGUUGACUGCUUAUUAUGGUAUCAAGGAGGUUGCGGCGGCGACGAAGGAGGACACGGUUGUUGUUUCGGGGGCUGCGGGUGCGACGGGCAGCAUGGUUGUGCAGAUUGCGAAGAAGAUCCUUGGGUGUAAGCGGGUUAUUGGUAUUGCAGGCACAGACGAGAAGUGUCGCCACGUUGAGAAGAUUGGUGCCGAUGUCUGCGUGAACUAUAAGAAGGACACUUUUAAGCAGGACCUCAUCAAUGCGACAGAGGGCUUCGCCGAUGUCUAUUUCGAUAAUGUCGGCGGCGACAUCCUCGACUUGAUGCUCACCCGCAUGAAACGCUUCGGACGCAUUGCUGUUUGCGGCACAAUCUCAAACUACAACCUCGCCGAACCCACCGGGCCCAAGAACUUCUUCGAAGUCGUGUCCAUGCGCCUCAACAUCCGCGGCCUGAUUGUGCUCGACUACAUGCACAAGUUCGCCGACGUCAUCGGUGAACUCGCCAGCGCGUGGCAGCAAGGCAAGAUCGUGAUCGAUGACUCGAUGCAGACGAUUAUCGACGCCAAGUUCGAGGAUGUCCCGAAUGUGUGGCUGAAGCUGUUUGAGGGCGGGAAUACGGGCAAGCUUUGCACGAACAUUGCUUAG